Hyposmocoma kahamanoa is the source of this 759-nucleotide messenger RNA. RefSeq lists its product as uncharacterized. The coding region runs from base 67 to 576 and encodes 169 amino acids. Lineage: Eukaryota; Metazoa; Arthropoda; Insecta; Lepidoptera; Cosmopterigidae. The transcript has 3 exons. The record is from RefSeq and is a predicted model, not a curated record.
CGGCAACUAUAAAGAUCGUCUUCGCGACCAUCACUCAGCCAGUUCGAACAUCACUACGUAGCCGCGAUGUCUUCCACCAAGGUCUACCUUAGCGACCUCUGCGUAAUCCUACUUUUCGGCUUCUCAUUAAUCUUGGCUGAUGAAAAAUUAAAAACUUCAAGCCCUGUAGUGACCGAAGGACCUAAAGGCAACUGUUCCUGUGGAGGAUUCUCCACCCCAACGCCAGAUGUCAGCAUUGCGCCCCUCCUCUCCCAAUCACCAGGCCUGGUUAUCAAAUGUGACAAAGAAGGAGAGAAUACAUGCAAGAACCUAUGUACGGCGCUAGCUACAGCCACUAAAGCCAAAGGCCCGGAGAUACUGUGCAAUAAACUAAAGGAUGCUGAUGAAUUGAAGUUAUCGGCAUUCUUCAAAGUUUGUGACAAGCCAUGGGUAUACGCAAACUUGACAGCGGACGAGCCUCUAUGUUGCGAUAACACCAAGGUGAAGGUAUGCCCUUCGGUGGAACGCGAGCAGGCUGGUAAUGCUACUGUCAUUUCUACAACAAUUACUACUAUAGAACCAAAGUCAGUCAUUUAACUUUAUAUUACUAACUCUAUAGCUUUUGUAUAAGUGUAUUAUGAAAUAAACAAGUUAUUUAAAUUAUAGUGUCAGUUUAUCGACUUUGUAAGAUACUCGUAAGUCAUAACUAGAAGUGUUGGUCUGUAAUCCCUUAGAACUUAUUUUUUAAUAAAAAUUCUGGAAAUGGUAGUUUUACACUCA